This is a messenger RNA of Gastrolobium bilobum, 1087 nucleotides long. RefSeq lists its product as uncharacterized. The record is from RefSeq and is a predicted model, not a curated record. The transcript has a single exon. The coding region runs from base 1 to 873 and encodes 290 amino acids. NCBI's taxonomy places the organism in Eukaryota, Viridiplantae, Streptophyta, Magnoliopsida, Fabales, Fabaceae.
AUGGGCACUCUGGUGGGACAUGUAGCUCCAGGUUUUGGAUUCUUGCUCAUUGGUUUGUGGCACCUCUUCAACCACAUCAAGCUCCAUGCUCUUAACCCCAAGUCCUACACCGCUCCACCAUGGUUCCACACUCCCAAGUUCAGAUAUUUAGAGCUUCUUCUCAUCAUGGCAGGCUCCACAGCCUCCAUAGCCAUGGAACUCUUCAUAGGUCCAGACCGACACCAACCUUUGGACGCAGAUGGAACCAUUCCCUCCAACCAUCUCCACAACUUUGAACACUCUUCCAUAUCCAUGACCUUCUUCCUCUACGCAGCCUUUGCCAUCAUCCUCGACAGAAUCCACAAGCAAGCUCAACACGGACUAACCCAGUUGCUAGGAGCCAUAGCUUUUGGUCAACAACUUCUUCUUUUCCAUCUCCAUUCUGCGGAUCACAUGGGCCCAGAAGGCCAAUACCACCUUCUUCUACAGGUUUUGGUCCUUGUUUCACUCUCUACUACCCUCAUUGGAAUUGGAUUCCCCAAGAGCUUCUUGGUCAACUUCGUGCGUUCCAUAAGCAUAUUCUUCCAAGGGUUAUGGCUUAUACAUAUGGGCUUCAUGCUUUGGACACCUGGGCUCAUACCCAAAGGUUGUUUCAUGAACGAUGAGGAUGGUCGCAAGGUGGUGAGGUGCUCUACCCAUGAAGCCCUUCACCGUGCUAUUUCACUUGUGAACAUUCAAUUCAGCUGGUUCCUCAUCGCAGUCACCAUUUUCGCUGUUUCUUUCUACUUGGUUUUGGUCAAACUUUAUGGUGAGAAGAAGGUGGAUUAUUUUUCCUUAGGGAAUGAGGAUGAAGAGUCCUACGACGUGUUCAGUCCCAAAACAGAAACAUACUAGACAAAACCAAAAGCUUUAUUCACGUGCGGAAAAUCUUUUCUCAAAUUGACAUGGAAAUGUAGAGAGUGAUGAAACUAUAUAGUAGGAAUUAAAUUAAUUAAGCCAGCAAUGAUGUGGUUGGGUAAAGGAAUCUUGUGCAUGUGGGUAAUUUUUUUUUUAGAGGAUUAUUUGAUUUGAUUUGAUUGUAUGUGUUACUUACUACUAGGUGUGUAAA